ACUUCCAUGUCACACAUACGCUCUCCCGUUGACAAAAUAAGACCUGUAUAUAUAUCAGGGUCUGCCGCUGCAAAGUUGCAACAGCAGCAUCACGUUCCUGGUAAGACGAGACAAAUCAAUCUUCACUGAGUUUCUUCUUCUCAGAAUUCCAUUCGUAUAUUCUUUUCUUCACGUUAGCCUUGUUCAGCUACGAACUAUGAGUCCUUCCAGACCUUCCUCCAAGCAAUCCUCCGUCCGUCAGUUCCCGCCAGAAAAACCGACUCCAACUCAAGCAGUUGAAGACGAAUACGAAGAUGCCGAGAAGAACUAUCAACCAAAGUCCAUCAAGUUUUGGAUCAUUAUGAUUAGCAACUACCUAGCUACGUUUCUUGUUGCACUGGAUCGGACCAUUAUUGCGACAGCCAUCCCGAAAAUCACAGACGAGUUCAACUCGAUCGAGGAUAUCGCUUGGUAUGGAAGUGCUUACAUGCUGGCUGCAGCCUGUUUAUUUCCUAUUGCUGGCCGAAUAUACCAGCUCUAUUCGACAAAAUGGGUCUUCCUUGCUUUCCUGGUGAUCUUCGAGAUUGGCUCUGCUCUUUGUGGUGCCGCCCCCAGCUCGGUGGCAUUCAUCGUUGGACGAGCCAUAGCUGGUUUGGGGUCAGCUGGAAUCUUCGUGGGCGGCAUGAUGAUCAUACUUCCUAUUGUUCCCCUGCGCAAACGUCCUCUCUUUACGUCCUUGUUCGGAAUGUCCUUUGGUGUUGCGUCGGUGGCCGGACCUCUGCUAGGUGGUGCUUUUACGGACAAGCUGACAUGGAGAUGGUGUUUCUACAUCAACCUACCUAUUGGUGGCUUUACCAUCGCUGCAAUCGUCCUCUUGCUCCACAUCCCAUCGCCCAAACACGAAAAGCUCACUGCACUUGCCAUAGUCAAGAAGCUUGACCCUAUCGGCAUUCUUUUCUUCGUUCCAUCCAUGGUGUGCCUCAUCCUCGCUCUGCAAUGGGGUGGAUCCACAUACUCUUGGUCGUCACCAAAGAUCAUCGGACUCUUCGUUGCCUUCGGAGUCUUACUCGUCCUUUUCAUCGUCGUGGAGGUUUUGACGCCCGAGACUGCGAUGAUUCCGACUCGAGUUGUUCUGAAUCGCUCCGUCGCUGGAGCCAUGCUGUUCAUGCUCUUGCUAUCUGGAGGCUUGUUCUCCAUCGUGUAUUACCUAACAACCUGGUUCCAAGCCGCGAAAGGAGUCUCGGCAAUACACUCUGGUAUUGAUACAUUACCAACACUACUAUCUAUGAUAAUCUUGAGCAUUCCGAAUGCUAUCAUUACCCAGAAGACUGGAUACUAUGUACCGUCUCUGUUGAUAACCCCAGUGUUCUCCGCAACCGGUGCUGGUUUACUAUCAACACUUACACCGAGCUCAAGCUCUGGCAAAUGGAUUGGCUACCAGAUUCUCUAUGGAUGCGGCCUUGCUACCGGAUUUCAGACUUCAACUUUGGCUCCACAGACCGUUUUACCACGUGCUGACGUUGCUAUCGGCAUGGCAAUGAUGUUCUUCAUGCAACAACUCGGUGGAGCCAUCUUUCUUUCCGUCAGUCAAAAUGUUUUCUCGACUAAGCUGGUACAUCUCCUAUCUGGUGUUGCAGGUCUUGAUGCCGAGGUCAUCGUCAACACGGGCGCAACGGAUCUGCGCAAAGUCGUACCUCAAAGUGAGCUGAGUACUGUGGUAAAUGCAUACAGCUAUUCACUGACCAGAGUUUUCAUUAUGGCUGCUGCAUUGAAUGCAAUCAUGAUUUUGGGAGCCUUAGCUGUGGAGUGGAAGAACAUCAAAGGGGAAAAGGUCUCUGAAGAUCAAGCCAAGUCUGGGGAUAAGGCUGAACAAGGGGAGAGUAAGAUUUAGUCAAGUUUGUUUAUCGAAAGGAGUUCAGGUUGUGAAAUGUAUCGUAGUAGGAUGGGACGAAACCCCGCACUCCAAAGUUGUGGAAAUGUCUCAACUCAACGCAAAAAAGAGGAAUUUUAUAAUAGAUAAAGGGAACCCUAGA
Mollisia scopiformis is the source of this 2012-nucleotide messenger RNA. RefSeq names its product MFS general substrate transporter. The coding region runs from base 197 to 1870 and encodes 557 amino acids. NCBI's taxonomy places the organism in Eukaryota, Fungi, Ascomycota, Leotiomycetes, Helotiales, Mollisiaceae. Gene Ontology annotation, biological process: transmembrane transport. The record is from RefSeq and is a predicted model, not a curated record. The transcript is spliced from 2 exons. Gene Ontology annotation, molecular function: transmembrane transporter activity.